CCCAUAGUCUCAAAGAGGAGCAGAGUGCGAGGAACACACACCCACACACAAACACCCCCGCACACACAUACAUAUGUAGCAGCCUCAUCCACUGCCAGGACUCACAUAGUGAGGGCAACAGGAGAAGAGCCGAUUCCUGUUAUCGGGGGCCCCCAGAUCACAUCACAGCAGGAUGCUGGUGGAGGACGUGGUGGUGUCCCUCUCCGGAGGAGCUCCGUGGGGCUUCAGACUGCAGGGGGGAGCGGAACACGAGAGGCCCCUGCAGGUGGCCAAGGUUCGACGGCGCAGCAAAGCGUGCAGAGCUGGCCUGAAGGAGGAUGAUGAGCUGGUUGCCAUUGGAGAUCAAACGUGUACGGAGCUCAGUCACAGUCAGGCCAUGAAUCUCAUCGACAUGCAGAGUGCCACGCUCAACCUGAGGGUCAAGAGGGCUCCGGCCUUCUGUGUGUCCUCGGCCUCUCCUCGCGUCGCCGGACGGGGGAUGCUCUCGCCUCCAGUCGGGGGCGGAGUCUGCAUCACCUCCCCCCCGGACAGCGAGGCCUACUACGGCGAGACGGACAGCGACGCGGACAUACAGACGCCCGCGCUCCGGCGCCAACGACGGACUCCUCCGCACCCGCGGUCGCCGGCCCGCUAUGAGUCCCGCGACGAGGAGGAGACCACCUCGGAGAUGAGCGGGUACGAGAGCGCCCCGGACGGAGGGGGGUUCCUGCACGCCUUGUGGGAGCCCACCAGACCUCUGGAAGGCUUACCGGGCGUGCCCCGCAGAGAGCUGGUCUACCAGCCCCCCGAGGAGAGGGCCGCCGACCACCCCGCGCCGCUCACGCCACACACUCUGACCCCUCGCACCCUCACCCCGACCCAGGACCAGGGCCUGAUGGACGGGGAGGGGGAGGUGGACAGCGGCUUCCAGGAGGCAGGGAGCUGCGUGCCCCUCGUGUCCCUUGAACGGGCCAAGGAGGCCAUGAUGAUGGGGUCCAGUAGGCAGCUGGUGCCCAUGGUGGGACCCCAGCUCGGACCCAUCAGCGAUGAACUUUCCACUUCCUACGUGGACAAGGCUAUACAAGCCAAGCUGCAUCGCGGGGAGAGUGUGGUGGAGAAGCAGGUGAAGGAGGCGCGCACCAAGUGCCGGUCCAUCGCCUCUCUGCUGACAGACGCCCCCAACCCCAACUCCAAGGGGGUGCUCAUGUUCAAGAAGCGCCGGCAGAGGGCCAAGAAAUACACGCUGACCUGCUUUGGCAAGGCCGAGGGGGAGGACACUGAGGGGGACACCGGGGGGGAGACGGAGGAGGAAGAGGGGGGAGGUUCUGCCCUCAGCGGCUCUGAGGUCGAGGAAGAGGAUUUCUCGGCGUCCUACGACCCGACGUGGGACAGCGGCUACCUGGACCUGCUGGACCGCAUGAGCUCCGCCUGCCCGGGCACCACCCCCACCACGCCGUCCACCCAUCGCAACCCGGGGCUCGACCCCUCGGCCUAUCAGAGCCCGGGGUCGGAGUACACAGGGUACAACGGCGUGGCCUUCCAAGGCCCCAGGCUGGAGAGCGGCAGCGCGAAGCAGCCAAUCGCUGCGGCGCUCGCGGCUCCCCACUCCGCCCCCAUGUCCCCCCACGCGGCGGCCCUGACCAACGGGGCGUCGAUGGUGGUCAGCCGGGCCAGCGUGGUCCUGACCCCGGCCGCUGCGGCACCAGGCUCUUACCAAGCUGGGCCCCAGCAGCAGCAGCAGCAGCAGCAGCAUCAUCAUCAGCAGCCCACAGCCUACCAGCGCCUCGAUCCCGCCGUGAACUCAGAGCACCACGCCCUCGCCGCCGCGCCCCCCAAUGCCAACGCCGCCGCCGGCGUCCUGAACCGCACCGCCCGACCCUUCGGCUCCGGUCCCGGCGCCGCCCGGGCCCCCGUGGCCUUCCGUCCGCCCCAGCCCAGGUCCGCCGCCGCCGCCUCCGUUACCGCGGCGACCAGGCCGGUGACGGCCGUUUCCGCGGUGACGAUACAGCCGCAGCGGCCGUUGCCAGGGCCCGAGGCCAGGAGAGCGGUGUCCACCACCUCCCUCUACAUCUCCCCCAGAGGCAACGGCGGCAACAACAACAACGGCGCCGCUGCCACCUUCCCUCCCCCCGCGCCUCUCCCCCCUCCCCCCACCCCCCCCCACCCCACUGCCCCCACCCACCCCUAUAUCAACGUGACAGGUAGCCCUGUGACUCACCCGGCCCCCGUCGCUACCAUGGCAACCGCGGGGUCUCCGCAGCAGCCCCCUCCUCCUCCUCCUCCUCCUCAGGCCGACUCCCUGGCGUCCCGGGAGCAGCGCAUCUCCGUGCCCGCCGCGCGCACCGGCAUCCUGCAGGACGCCCGUCGCCGUGCCAACAACAAGCCCAUGUUCUGCGCCGUGCAGAACAAGGACGUGUCGCCCAACCCGGCGCUGCUCUCCAUGCUGCAGAACAUGGACUCCCCCACGGGGCCCACCGGCCCGGCCCAGGCCCCGCCCCCCGCCGGGGACGCCGGGGGCCACGAGUCGGGCCCCGAGGAGGACUGGCUGCGGCUCGGGGCGGAGGCCUGUAACUUCAUGCAGGCCCAGCGUGGGCCCCGGCCCCCUCCCGUGGCCCCCAAGCCCCAGGCGCCCCAGGCCCCCCAGAUGGGCCAGAUGGAGGGUAAAGGCGGGCAGCUGUUUGCCCGCAGACAGAGCCGGAUGGACCGCUACGUGGUGGACCGCUCGCCCUCCGCGGCCGCCGCGCCCUUCUCCCCCGGGCGCCCCAGAGAGGCCUCCCCGACCCCCUCCCUCCCCGCCACCUGGAAGUACUCGUCCAGCAUCCGAGCCCCGCCGCCCAUCAGCUACAACCCCCUCCUCUCCCCCUCCUGCCCCCUCAAGGCCCAGAAGCCCCAGAAGGCUGAGGCGGGGAGAGCGGGGCCGAAGACCGGAUCCAAAACGGCCGCAAAGAAAGGGGGCCUCAAGCCCUUGGAGAUCAUGACUCAUCAGCCGUACCAGCUCAACUCGUCGCUCUUCACCUACGUGCCCGGCGCCCCUCAGAUGACCUCCAGCCCCCAGCGGCCCCAGCAGCAGCAGCAGCAGCAGCAGCAGCAGAGAGGCACGAUGGGGGGUUACCAGACCCCCAUGCAAACGGCGCGAGUGCGCGAGGUCAAGCGCUUCUCCACGCCCCCCCCCGUGGCGACGGGGCCCUCCCUGAAGGUCCUCGUACCGCGGUCAGUCACCUCCCUGGGCGAGCCCACCUGGCGCUCCGAGCCCGCCUUCUCCUACCAGCCGGCCCCGGGCUACCCCCAGCCCCAGCCCCAGCCCCAGCCCCACAGCCAGUCUUCGGUGGGCGGUCCGAGACCCAGGUUCAGCACCAGCAACCUGGGCCUGCAGCCCUGUGUCUGGCGGCCAGCAGCCACCAUGCACUGAGGGGAGACGGCUCGGUCGAAUGAACUGAACAGCACCCCCGUGUGGCCGGAACCGUAGAGGACAUCUUUACACCAGGGGUCUUUUCAAUGAGGCCAUGUUGAGAUUUAAUUUAGUAGUAAGCACGGAGUAGUUGAUUUUCAAUUGGGUUUCAAAUCAAAUCUGUUCACCAUUAAAGCACGUUUUUUUUUUGUUUUUUUUUAAUGUAUCUGUCACUUGGAGCACAUUUUAAUAUUCCUUUAGAGCUGUAGUCGUCCACGUUCAAUGUAGUUGUUUGCAUUUUAUUGUUGUUAUUGGGAACACUGUGUGACAUAAAGAAAAUGUAAGAAUGACUGCGGUGGACGAAUCGAUAUGGUGGAGUUAAGAAACAUGGUCGGACUAGGUUGUGAAGGUCGGAAGACAACUUUGAUGAAAUGUACUGUAAAUACUUGAAGAGAUAUUAAUAUUGAGAAGCAAUGAUGAAUACAGUCUGAGGAAUCGGGUCGAAGAAUCCGGGAUAUGUUAAAAGAAGAGGAAGACAGAGACAGAGCGAACAGACCGAACUGAAAGAGAGGGAGAGGUAUAAAACAGACAAUGAAAGAAUCUGGAGAGCGGUUACCAAGCCCUCGUCCGCAGAUUGAAAAGCCAGUGUACGUGAAUACCAACCUCCCAAAUCUCAUUGAAUAUUCUUUGUAUUGUACUUUAAGAGCAUGAGCCAUGCUAAGGUAUGUUAAUGACUUUUUGUGUCAGUGGUUUAUAGAUGCACCUACCUGCUCUCUGUCACAGUGUUGUUUUGUGUGUGUGCCUCGAUAUAAUCUUUUUUUCACUGGGUGAAAGCACUUUUACCAUGAAUAAGAUGAUAUGGUAGUGGGGGAGGGGGGGAGCUUGGGGGGCAUAAGUUUAUGUUAAAUCUAGAGUAGGGAACUUUUUGGCAUGAAAACAAAUGCAGUUUGAGGUAAAUAUAUUUUUAGCUGUAACUCUGUACCACAAAGCGAGCUUCGGAAUAAAAAUAGAAGUCACCUCAGCUGUCCUUCUCUUCCUGUGCCACCUACACACGUCGGCUCCGCUCUCUCAGCCUAUGUCUCUCGGCCUCCCUCUCCUGUCGGAUCCAUAAAGGCUGCACUUUGCGUUUGCUC
Gadus chalcogrammus (walleye pollock) is the source of this 4500-nucleotide messenger RNA. RefSeq names its product synaptopodin 2-like protein. The record is from RefSeq and is a predicted model, not a curated record. Gene Ontology annotation, molecular function: actin binding. Lineage: Eukaryota; Metazoa; Chordata; Actinopteri; Gadiformes; Gadidae. Bases 173 to 3388 code for a protein of 1071 amino acids. Gene Ontology annotation, cellular component: actin cytoskeleton; nucleus; Z disc. The transcript has 8 exons. Gene Ontology annotation, biological process: positive regulation of actin filament bundle assembly.